CGGGGGGAGGGGGAGGGAGGGUCUCACGUGUGAUAAACAGGAGGUCCCAGGUGUCGAUCUUGAGGGAGGUCACGAGGCCCAGGUCACGGGAAGCAAGUCCCACCGCCUUCCCAAUAUAGAAUCCCUCCCUGGUGCUCCUGCAAUACGGCUCUGUCCCGUCAGCCAAAUUGGUACUCAAGCUUGGGCUAAGGCCAGCUGGGAGCUUCGAUUCACUUAGGUGGCACUUACAGUGACACUUUGCAGUUUGCCAUUCAACAUAUACCCAGUCCUCGAUUUACAACACCAGCUUUCAUUCUCUGCAAUGGCGUCUGCACAAGUCAUAUCGAAUUCUGGUCACGAUGACAUGAUUCACGAUGCCGUCCUCGAUUACUACGGACGUCGCCUUGCGACAUGCUCAAGCGACCGGACCAUCAAGAUAUUCGAAAUCGACGGGGACUCUCAACGGCUUGUUGAAACCCUGAAAGGACAUGAUGGUGCAGUUUGGUGCGUUUCCUGGGCGCACCCCAAGUAUGGAAACAUUCUGGCCUCAGCAGGCUACGACGGCAAGGUGUUCAUCUGGAGGGAACAGAACAAUCAGUGGCAGAAGAUUUUCGAUUUCGCUCUGCACAAAGCUUCCGUCAAUAUCGUCUCUUGGUCACCACACGAGUCUGGGUGCCUCCUGGCGUGUGCUUCGUCGGACGGCAACGUGAGCAUACUCGAGUUUCGCGACAACAGCUUCGACCAUGUAACAUUCCCAGCCCAUGGACUUGGCGUGAACUCUGUCUCCUGGGCCCCGGCCACGGCACCUGGAAGCAUCGUCAGCAGUUCUCCUGGUCCUGGUUCGGCAGGUGUAAGGCGAUUUGUCACAGGCGGCUGUGAUAACUUGCUCAAAGUCUGGGUUUUCGACUCGGCAGCGCAGUCGUACAAGCAGGAACAGGAGCCCCUUGCUGGCCACACAGACUGGGUUCGUGAUGUCGCGUGGUCGCCGACGGUACUGCAGAAGUCAUACAUUGCGUCAGCUUCCCAAGACAAGACGGUCCGGAUUUGGACCUCGGAUUCGUCGAGCGCUGGACAAUGGAAUUGCAAGGUUCUCAACUUUGAUGCAGCUGUGUGGAGAGUCAGCUGGUCUUUGAGCGGCAAUGUACUCGCUGUCAGCGGAGGCGACAACAAGGUUUCGUUAUGGAAGGAGAACCUCAGAGGCGAAUGGGAGUGCGUCAAGAGUAUCGAGGAGUGAUACAGACAUCCAUGUAGCGUCAUAGGCAAGGCGUUCGCGGCAAAAUAGGGCAUAGAUGGGUUAU
Messenger RNA from Colletotrichum godetiae, 1277 nucleotides. RefSeq names its product protein transporter sec-13. NCBI's taxonomy places the organism in Eukaryota, Fungi, Ascomycota, Sordariomycetes, Glomerellales, Glomerellaceae. Gene Ontology annotation, molecular function: protein binding; structural molecule activity. The transcript has 5 exons. Bases 302 to 1213 code for a protein of 303 amino acids. Gene Ontology annotation, biological process: COPII-coated vesicle budding; positive regulation of TOR signaling; protein import into nucleus. The record is from RefSeq and is a predicted model, not a curated record. Gene Ontology annotation, cellular component: COPII vesicle coat; nuclear pore outer ring.